UUGAAGUGCAUACAGUUUGGUAAAAGCAAAAUGUAAACAUUCAGUUCUGAUCACCAAAAAAGAUAACAACGUCAAAAUAAGCAAAAAAGUAUAAUUUGCAGGCAAAAUAAAAUAUUUUAAAGAAAAAAAAAAAAACAAUUCAUUAGCUUCACUUCGUUAAUUAUUAUACAUCGUUAGCAGCUUUGUUUUAAUAAAAUGAAUUUAAAUCAACCAAAAGCUGGCGAAACUAUUCUGACUCAGUCAAAUAAACACGUAGCCAAAUGUACGUGGGUUAUAAAUAAUUUCAGCUACAUUCAAAAAGAACUUGGUACAAAGAUUGAAUCUCCCAAGUUUUUGGCACCAUUCAAUAGCGAUAUUCAAUUUAGUUUAGAUCUCUAUCCAUUUGGUUUCAGGGAUGAUAAUAAGGGUUGGUUAUCGAUAUAUGCCAAAACAGUGUCUGAAUCUGGAGUUCGUGCAAAGUAUAAAACAUGCAUCUUAAAUUCUAAUCCUGAAAGGUCAAAGAUUUCUCAAUCAAAUGAUGUUAAAUUAUUAAAAGCAAGCCAGACUUUGGGUCAUUACAAAAUUAUGCCACUUGUUGAUUUAAUGGAAGAAAAUAAUUGUUUUUUGUCUGAGGAUAAAUUAACAAUCUUGUGCGAAAUUAGUUUCAUCUGUGAUAGCAUUAAUAUCUCUGGUAUUGCCCCAUUUAAAAUUCCUGAGUGUAAGAUCGCGGAAGAUUUUGGUAAUCUGCUUGAUAGUCGUAAAUUAAGUGACGUCAUAAUAAUAGCUGGUGAACAUAAACAAGAACUUCCAGCUCACAAAGCAAUCUUGGCUGCUCGAAGUAAUGUUUUUGCUGCAAUGUUCGAAUAUGAAAUGAAGGAGGCUAAGUCAAAUACCAUCACCAUAACGGAUAUUGAUUGUGAAGUGCUUCAUGAAAUGCUACGUUUCAUUUACACAGGAAACACUCGGAAUUUGAAAGAAAUGGCCAAAGAACUUUUAGCAGCUGCUGAUAAGUAUGAAUUGACAAUCUUGAAGGCGUUGUCGGAGGAAGCUGUGUUUGCCGAGUUAUCAAUUGAAAAUGCUAUUGAAAUUUUAUCCUUCGCCGAUCUCUAUAGUGCUAAACAAUUGAAAGAGAAAACUAUUAUUUUUAUUAAAGCUCAUGCUAAGGAGAUUAUUAAAACGGAUGGAUGGCAAACCAUGAAGAAAGCUCUAUCGUAUUUGGCUGUGGAGUUAUUUGAACAAUUAUGCACAGAAAAUGAAGAUGAUUGUCAGAACUUACCAUCGCCAGAUCCAUGAAAUUAUAAUCUGCAUUUUUCGUUUUGUUUUAUCCAAAAUUGUGUUUUUAUAAACAAUGAAAUUUGUAUACUUGCAUUUUUUGAAUCAAUAAACAAUACAUACAUCGGUACCUAUCUGCUAAGGUAUCUAGUUUUAA
Eupeodes corollae is the source of this 1408-nucleotide messenger RNA. Its product is annotated as protein roadkill-like. Bases 196 to 1272 code for a protein of 358 amino acids. The record is from RefSeq and is a predicted model, not a curated record. Gene Ontology annotation, cellular component: nucleus; cytoplasm. Gene Ontology annotation, molecular function: ubiquitin protein ligase binding. The transcript is spliced from 2 exons. Gene Ontology annotation, biological process: regulation of proteolysis; proteasome-mediated ubiquitin-dependent protein catabolic process. NCBI's taxonomy places the organism in Eukaryota, Metazoa, Arthropoda, Insecta, Diptera, Syrphidae.